CUCGCGCAUUACCGCUACGGUACGCUCGACGAUCAGUUCAGUCAGCUCGGCCGCACAAACACGUCGUCACUUCCGCGUCUGUCGGCGCAGUCGUCGUCGUAGUCUUUUUCGUCGACCGGUGUUUUGAUUUAUUUUUCGCCUCCACUCGACGAAAAACAUCGAUUCAACCGCGAAUUCGAUGUGAUUUUUUUCUUCUCGUUCGCGACAGACCAGCACGUGAGAUUCGCUUCACAUGCGUUUUCCGACGUUUGUCUCCACAUUAUUCCAUAACACUAUCCGCACGGUAUAUAUUAAUAUUUACUUACCUUAAUUGUUACCGUCGUCGAUACCGUUAUCAGAAAAUAUUUGUCACGGGAGAAGCUGCGAAAACAUAUCACAAGGAUCGCGGGACCAGAGACAUAUUGGCCUCUUGGUUGGCAUCUUCACUGUGACCACGGUCGAUAAACUUUUUUCCUUCGAAAAAGUGAAUAAUACAAAGUGAUUACCUAACAACAUCGAAAAUGUAUAACAAUAUGUUUCGCGCGCGGACCGUGUAAGCCACGCCAAAUCAAAAUGUUUGCGACCAACCGCGUCUCGGUCACGUGGGCCUUCACCAUAUUGGCCGUGACCGCGAUGAUACGGGCCCACUGCCCGUCCAACUGCUCGUGUGACGAUGACACGCUAGUGGUGCUGUGCAAAGAAGGCAACCUAGACGUGAUCCCGAUCACGCUGAACCCGUCCAUUCAAAGACUGAUGCUCAUGUACAACCGCAUCAAGAUCGUGGACGCGUCGUUCCAGUUUUACGGCGCCCUGCAGUACGUGGACAUAUCACACAACCACCUGGUGAACAUACCCAACAAGGGCUUCGAGGCCCAGGAUAAGCUCGUCGAGCUCCACCUGAACCACAACAAGAUCUCGUCGAUGAACAACAAGACGUUCAUCGGGCUAACGUCGCUCACCAUACUAAACCUGCGCGGCAACUAUCUGGAAGACUUGCCCGACCGGCUGUUCGCCGCGAUGCCCAAGCUCGAGGAACUCGACUUGGGCGCCAAUCGCAUCACCCGCAUCGAUCCGGCUUCGUUUCAGGGCCUGACUCGACUCCGGGUGCUGUACUUGGACGACAACCAGCUCCGGGCUGUACCCACGCCCGCAUUCAAGUUCCUAGGAAACUUGGCCGAGAUGCGCAUUGGCCUGAACGCGUUCACUACACUGGACGACGAUUGUUUUGCGGGGCUCGGCCGUCUGUCCGUGCUUGAGCUUACCGGAGCGGCGUUGAUCAACAUCAGCAGCAACGCGUUCAAGGGACUGACCGUGCUCAGGCGGCUGGUGCUGACGGACAACCGACUGUCAGCCAUACCCACCAAACAGCUGUCCGAUCUGAACAGGUUGGAAGACCUGUGCGUGGGACAGAACGACUUUGUGACGAUCGAACCGAACGCGUUCAAAGGACUGGCAAACUUACGAUCGAUCGACGUGUCCGGCGCGUCUCAGCUGUCCGUCAUCAAAAAGGGCGUGUUCAACGACAACCUCAACCUGGAAACGAUCAACUUCAGUAGCAACAAACAGCUGGCGACCAUCGAAAACGGUGCUUUCAUGGGGCUGCCCAACCUCCGGAAUCUGAUCAUGCGCAACAACGCGUUCACGUCGUUCGCCGAGGGGAUGGUCACAUGGCAAGAAUUGCAGCAGAUCGACCUGACCGAAAACCCGCUGGUGUGCGAGUGUUCGGUACUGUGGCUCAAAGAGCUGCUGGCCCGCCGCAACACCAGCCACGUAAACUGCGCCAGCCCGGCACCGCUCAAGGAUAAACCGCUCAACUCUCUCGGUUCCGACGACCUGUCAUGUGCCAAAUACUACACCAGACAACAGGCCAUCGUGGGCGCGGUGUUCGGGUGCACGGUAGCGUUCAUAGCGCUCAUGUUGCUGUUGGCGUACCGGUUCCGGAAGCGUCUGCACCAUUCACUGAAGAAGACGUUCUGGAACAAGGAGACGGUGAACCGCAAGGACCUCGAGUACCAGAAGACGUUCUCGGACGACGAGUUCAUCGUCCGGAACUCUAACACGCAACACCACACCGGUCCUCACGGCAACCAAACGCAACAGCAACAGCAGCAGCAGCAGCAAUACCACCACCACCACCAGCCCCAACACCACACCCCGCAGCAGCACAACCAGUACCACAGUGGCGUACAGCAUCACGGCCAGCAGCAGCAGCACAAACAGCAGCACCACCACCUCCAAAACUUUCAGCAGCACAUCCAGCAGCAACAACACCAGCAUCACGGCAACGACCAUCACAUGAUGAUGAUGAUGUCGCCGGCACCGCCGCCCCCACCACCGCCGCCGCCGCACCACGGCACGUACAGCCAUCACAACCAACACCUGUACCAGCCGCAACAGCCGCGACACCAGAACACGAUGCCGCACCGCAACGACAAGCCGAUACCGGUCACGGAGCUGUAGCUAGAGCUUUUCGCCUCGACGCCGACGGGCGAGAGGCGAUACCAGACCGCCGGCACGUCCGACGGUACAACUAAUGUCACUGGUUUUUCGUACAUUUCCGGCGAAAUAAGCAAAUACGGAGGCGGCGGCCAAACGCUGAACAACCGAUCUCUGCCACCGCCCGGUUACCGCGUCUACCACCCGCACUCUCUCCGCCGUUUCUGCGACUCUUAAACCCAGCCACAAACAAUACACACUUGCCGACAACCCCGUUAUACUUGUCCCUCUGCCCCUGACGACCCCAAUCGCACCGACAAAAAAUCCUACUUGCGCACGAUCCCCUCGCCACCUUCCACCACCCGUCACGUCAUCCACUGAUAACCCGAUCUCCGGCUCGAGUGCUACUCGGACGUCGUGUUGUCGUCUCGACCGUGCCGGUGGCUGUGGAGAGGAGGAGAGGCCAAGUGGCCUUUGUAAACCAGUUAUGCGUCUCAACGAUCGCGUAACACGCAAAGCACGCGCUACGCCUCGUUGUAGGCACGUGUCGGUAUAUAUAUAGUAAUAUAUAUAUAUAUAAUAAUAUAUACCGUUUGAUAAGAAAUUCGAAAGAGUAAAGACUGCAGUCGUUGUGUUUUAUGGGAUACGUUCACGAUCGAGUCCGAAAAAAUAUUCAAUAUAGGAAAACCAAUGCCGUCGCGGCCGCCGCUACCAACACAUCAACAAUGUACGUGUGUUUGGAGAACGUUGGACACUCACACACACACACACUCACACACAGAUCUAGAUCUAGUCGUAGAAUAUUAGUAUAGAAGAUUAAUUUGCAAAAAAAAAAUUUUAAUUUUGUAAAAAAAGAUAAAUUAAUCAUUUUCCUUGUUGUAUUCUGUUCGAAUAUUUAUGUGAUCCAUUGUACGAGUCAGGCGUUCUUCUAUAAAUUAAUAAAAGUAUUGCUGUUGUAAUCCAAACCCGACGAUUUUUUUGUGCUAAUAAUGAUCAAUUUUAGAAAUCGUCAUUAUAUUAUGUGUAGCUCUCUACUUUUUAUAAAAUUAUUAUUACUAUCAUAAUAUGUAUGUUAUACAUUAAUAUUUAAAAUAACUUACUUAACAUA
Molecule: messenger RNA, 3523 nt
Organism: Rhopalosiphum maidis (corn leaf aphid)
Lineage: Eukaryota; Metazoa; Arthropoda; Insecta; Hemiptera; Aphididae
Product: SLIT and NTRK-like protein 5
Exons: 3
Coding region: 553-2439 (628 amino acids)
Cellular component (GO): extracellular matrix
Molecular function (GO): protein binding
Source: RefSeq, a predicted model, not a curated record